AUGGGCUGCGCAGCCAGCAAGAGUGUGCUCGACCCGUACGACGAUGCCCUCCCCGUGCUGUCCGGUCCGCGAGCCAGCAGGGCAUCCGACGAAAAGGUCCUCGCGUACAAUAACAAGUCUCGCAGCGACUCGGAAGGCAGCGCCAGCCGUAGUGCAAGCACUGAAAGUUCCUCCACGCCUCCGCUCGCUUCGCCCACGAUCGUGAUCCAUCCCCCAAGCUGUCACAGCAGCAUGAUAACUCACUCGCCCCGCACAAGCUGGGGCCCCCCGGAAGCCAACCCCCCGCACUCUGCCUUUCUCUCGGCACCGCCCGCUACCAAGGCCCGUCGACGACGCAGCGAACGCCCACCACGAAUCAUGACUCGCGCGCACCUCCUCGCACAGGCCAUCAACUACAUGCCCCGCGACUCGCUGUUGGCUCUGCGCGCCGCGUCCAAAAAGUGCAUGGAGGACGCCGACGCACGCCUGUUCCACCACAUUAUCCUUGACGACGACGAGCCGCGCCGCGCACAAGCUGUCAACGGGAGGGGGGUGCUGCCCUGGCCUAGACCGAUGCCGCCAUCACGCCUCGUGCUUCGAGCGCCGCACGGCCGUCUGCCUUGCCCGCCAUGGUCGAACCGCAACGCACGCGGGCGUAUUGCCAGUCUGCUCGCCCACGUGCGUGUGUUGGACUACCACUGCGAGGUGGACGUUGCGUGCGAACCGGCACUGGCCGCUGCGCUUCGCGGCGUGCAGGUUGUGCGCCGCGUUUGGCCGUCGCCCACCGUGCUGGCGCCAACUGUCGUCGACUAUCUUGAUCUCUCGCAAUCAGGGUACUGGGCAGCGGCAGGAGAGGCACCGCGGAUACAUCCUGUCCCCGCUGGAGUUCGCCGAGUGGUGCUCAAUAUCAUCUACCCCACGCAGCUGGUGGACCAUGUCCCAGAAGUGCAGUUUGACUCGAUCAACUGCUCCGACCUUGUCCUCAAGUUUCACCCUCGCAACAUGCACUCUGUCUCUCGCUCAUCUGAACGCACACCGCCCAACGACCAAGGCGCGGCGCUCACAGAACCCCGGCCGUUUGGCUUUCUCGGCGGCCUCUUGACUCGGCUCGCCAACCAACUCCAAACCUCACGCAUAACAUGGGUCGGUCUGGACGCUGUGCCGCCCACUCUCCUCGGCCUCCCACCGGGCAUGCCGCGGGACAAGAGCGAGCUGGGCUGCCUGCUCGCCAUGGGUGUGGCCGUGUGCGCAGAUGCGGUGCGCAAGGAAAAAGGCUGGGCCUACGCCGAGGGCGAGCGUGCGAGCAGCGUCUGGGGCAAGCUGCACGGCAUGCGCCUGGUUACCGUCACCGACUAUGCGCGCGAGCAGACGCGCGCUCUGGGCAUUGGGGCGGCCGCGUCGCGGAGCAUGCUGGAGGACUUGCCCUCCGAGAGUGCUGCUGCGCGCCUCUGGGUACCGGCUGCUGGAAGCAGGGCUAGCGUUGAGGUUGACAUGGGGCCUGAGCCCGACCGGUAUGUGGACCAGACGCUCACGGCACUGCGGCACUGGAGGAGCGGAUUCGAUGCCGGCCUGUUUGGCGAUGGCCUCUGGGGCCGAGAGGGAGUUCGUGCAGAAUAA
Molecule: messenger RNA, 1596 nt
Organism: Trichosporon asahii var. asahii CBS 2479
Lineage: Eukaryota; Fungi; Basidiomycota; Tremellomycetes; Trichosporonales; Trichosporonaceae
Exons: 1
Coding region: 1-1596 (531 amino acids)
Source: RefSeq, a predicted model, not a curated record